AAUCUCUUCUCUCUCUAGAUCUCUCUCUCUCUCUCACACACACACACACACACACAUUGCAUUGAUCAAAACCCUAAAGAAAAUGGAAUCAAGAUUACCAGUGAUGGCCAAGAAAGUGUGGAGUUUGGUGAGGGUUAUGUUCUUCAUGUUGAAGAAGGGAAUUGCCAAAAGAAAAUUCCUUCUUGAUCUCAACAUGAUGAUGAAGCGUGGCAAGAUUGCCGGCAAGGCAUUACACAACCUUAUGUUCCAUCACCACCACAAUUGGGCGGCUUCCACCCUCCACCGCCACUCACAACACCUCUCUUUCACCGCUCCAACACCAGGCGAAUACGAAUUCAGCUGCAGCGACACCCCACGUUACCCACUCUCUCUCUUUUCCACCCACAAGAAACGCCAAAACAAGUCUCACCACCUUGCGACUGAUAACCCUCCGCUGGAGGCGGUGGGCUAUUGUGAUGAUGUAAUCACCAAUUCUGAACUUUUGAAGGCCCUUGAUAUCAUGAUCACGAGCUCCAUGGCGUCGCCACCACUACCGGGAUCGACAUUGAGGAUAAAAGACUCACCGUUGGCGUUAAAUCAUGGUGAAGAAGAUGGUCAGGUGGACGAGGCUGCUGAGAGGUUCAUAAGGAGGUUCUAUAAUGAUCGAAUACGUGAAUGUUGAGUGAGGGACUAAAAUGUCAUUAGUUGAUAGAUGAGGGGGUUACAUGAAACUAUACUUUUGAUCCCUAGCUUCUCUGGUGUUUCAAGCUUGUAGGUUUUGUGAUUUGUGUAACCCUAAUUAAGAAUUUUGGUGUGUUUUUAUUUUAUUUUCAAAGUAUUUCUAAUAAUCGAUUGUCUC
Cynara cardunculus var. scolymus (artichoke) is the source of this 838-nucleotide messenger RNA. RefSeq lists its product as uncharacterized. Lineage: Eukaryota; Viridiplantae; Streptophyta; Magnoliopsida; Asterales; Asteraceae. The record is from RefSeq and is a predicted model, not a curated record. The transcript has a single exon. The coding region runs from base 83 to 661 and encodes 192 amino acids.